Messenger RNA from Aedes albopictus (Asian tiger mosquito), 2192 nucleotides. RefSeq names its product inactive selenide, water dikinase-like protein. The coding region runs from base 277 to 1473 and encodes 398 amino acids. Gene Ontology annotation, molecular function: ATP binding; selenide, water dikinase activity. Gene Ontology annotation, cellular component: cytoplasm. NCBI's taxonomy places the organism in Eukaryota, Metazoa, Arthropoda, Insecta, Diptera, Culicidae. The record is from RefSeq and is a predicted model, not a curated record. The transcript is spliced from 2 exons. Gene Ontology annotation, biological process: L-selenocysteine biosynthetic process.
UCCCCUCCACUGACAGACACGCGCCAGAGCUUGGACAUAACAGACGCUACGUUGCUGAAGAGUUGGUGGCUCGCUCCAUUCAAACGCAAGCAUAAAGGAAAAAUUUUCUUGUUGCGGAGUCGGCCAUCUUGGUUGAAGAAAAUUUUGAGUGUGCAUCACAGUCAGUGCGCCCAAAGGGAGAAAAAAAAACUUCAAGUGAAGCCGAUUUUCGGUGUGCGGUGUGUUUGAUUACAGUGAUUCAGUGAAACUCGGUUGUAAUUAACUGUUCGUUGGAAAAUGGGUGAUUAUCAUCACGAUUCGCUUGGAGCUACCCAGCUCGAUAUGGGCGGCAAUCCGGGAAUGGUGCUGCGGCGUGCCUUCGAUCCGACCGCCCACGACCUAGAGGCUUCGUUCCGAUUGACGCGCUUCGCCGAUCUGAAAGGCCGCGGCUGCAAAGUGCCCAAGGAUGUACUGGAGAAGUUGGUCUCGUCGCUGCAGCAGGAUUACACCCAGGAUCCGGAUGCGGCCUACCUGUCCAUGUCCUCGCCGCGCAUCGGAAUCGGUCUGGAUUGUUCGGUGAUUCCGCUGCGGCACGGUGGCCUCUGCAUGGUCCAGACGACGGACUUCUUCUACCCGAUUGUGGACGAUCCGUACAUGAUGGGCAAAAUCGCCUGUGCCAACGUCCUGAGCGAUCUGUACGCCAUGGGAGUGACCGAGUGCGACAACAUGCUGAUGCUGCUCGCCGUCAGCACCAAAAUGACCGAGAAGGAGCGCGAUGUGGUCAUUCCGCUGAUUAUGCGAGGAUUCAAGGAUUCCGCUCUAGAGGCCGGUACGUCCGUGACUGGAGGUCAAAGCGUUGUCAACCCCUGGUGCACGAUCGGAGGAGUUGCGACCACCAUUUGCCAGCAAAAUGAAUUCAUCGUCCCGGACAAUGCCGUCGUGGGCGAUGUGCUAGUCCUGACCAAGGCCCUCGGAACUCAAGUGGCCGUCAACGCUCACCAAUGGCUCGAUCAGUCGGAACGCUGGAACCGCAUCAAGCUGGUCGUCUCCGAAGAGGACGUUCGCAAAGCCUACCAUCGAGCGAUGGACUCCAUGUCCCGGUUGAACCGAAUCGCCGCUCGGUUGAUGCACAAGUACAACGCCCACGGAGCCACGGAUAUCACCGGAUUCGGUCUGCUCGGUCACGCCCAAACGCUGGCCUCCCAUCAGAAGAACGACGUAUCUUUCGUCAUCCACAACCUGCCGGUGAUCGCGAAAAUGGCCGCCGUAGCCAAGGCCUGCGGUAACAUGUUCCAACUGCUGCAGGGCCACUCGGCGGAAACUUCCGGAGGAUUGCUGAUCUGCUUGCCACGUGAACAGGCCGCCGCCUACUGCAAGGACAUCGAGAAGCAGGAAGGAUGCCAAGCAUGGAUCAUUGGCAUCGUCGAGAAGGGCAAUCGCACCGCUCGAAUCAUCGACAAACCACGAGUGAUCGAAGUUCCCGCUAAAGAGUAAGAUCUCUCAAUCUAGCGUUCUUUCCUUCUUUCAUUAUAAAGUUUUUGACGAAUCCGACCGACAAAGGAUUAUCUGUUAAGAUAUUCUACUGUAAGUUUGAACAAUUCCACAAUCUGCUGAAGUAAAACUACACCUAAUGAUCACAAUCACUGGGCAGAGAAUAUGUUUUUACACGGUUUUAUUAUAUUCUAUUUUUGAUUCAAAUCCUAAUUUCCUUGUUCAAUAACAAAUGAUGUUUGAUUCAGUAAUAAUGUACACUUCAUUGCACAAUAUUUUUGAAUCAAAAGUAGAAUAUUCAGAACCGGAAAACAACUAUUUUCUGCAUCAUUUGAGCUCUUUUUAUCUGUAGAAAGUAAGAAAGAUUCUUUAUAAAACUUAAGUUUCUAUUAGUGUUUUAUCAGAGUGAAAAUAAGCAAGCCAGUCAAGAAUGUAAGAGCAAGAGACAGACAAGCAGAAGUGUAACAAACAAAAUAGACGUAAGUUCAUUUAACAUUUUGUUUUCUCCUAAAUCCAACUGUAUCACCGGUAUAAAUAUCUAUUGAUUAAAAAUAUAAAAUUUACUGUGGUGAGCACGCAAGCCAAUUGCGAGCACAUGCAUAAUAUAAAUUUUUCGUUUUAUGAAAAAGCAUUCAAAUAUAUUUUCAAAAAAAAAACUGCGAUUGCAGGCAAAAAACUUUUUUAGGCGAUAGAAUAUGGAAAUAAUAAAUUUAAUCAAAACA